UAGUAAUGGCGCCGUCCUGUGGUGUAUUUUUGAGGACAAGGGCACGUUCCGCUGUCACUGUCAGUAGCGUUGUUUUCACAUGUAAGAGGCAAACAUGGCGAGGUUUCUGAGGCCUAGCAUCAGGACUUUUGUCACUUCACAGCUGAGAAUGUCAUCCGACCAGCUGGGUGAGCUGGGUAAAGGUGCAGGCAAAGGUGGUGGUGGUGGAGGGUCCAUCAGAGAGGCAGGCGGAGCCAUGGGGAAGAAGCAGGCUGCUGAGGAGGAGAUGUACUUCAAGCGUAAGGAGCAGGAACAGCUGGCUGCGCUGAAGCAGCAUCACCAGGAGGAGAUCGACCACCACAAAAAGGAGAUUGAACGUCUGCAGCGCGAGAUUGACCGUCAUAAGGGAAAGAUCAGGAAGCUGAAACACGACGACUGAGUGGAACCAUCCCAAUAAAAUGAUUUUGGUGUUUUCACUGUUCCAGCCAGACACACCUAGUGAUUUUUUUCUGAUUGCUGCAUGCACUGUGCCACUUAGACAGUCAUGAAUGUGUGGGUGAUUGUUCUGUAAAUGCUUGAAGGUUAUUAAAAAUCAUUCAUAAAAUA
This is a messenger RNA of Cheilinus undulatus (humphead wrasse), 585 nucleotides long. RefSeq names its product ATP synthase inhibitory factor subunit 1b (gene atp5if1b). Bases 95 to 418 code for a protein of 107 amino acids. Gene Ontology annotation, cellular component: mitochondrion. The record is from RefSeq and is a predicted model, not a curated record. Gene Ontology annotation, biological process: negative regulation of ATP-dependent activity. Lineage: Eukaryota; Metazoa; Chordata; Actinopteri; Labriformes; Labridae. The transcript is spliced from 3 exons. Gene Ontology annotation, molecular function: ATPase inhibitor activity.